Molecule: messenger RNA, 3312 nt
Organism: Silurus meridionalis
Lineage: Eukaryota; Metazoa; Chordata; Actinopteri; Siluriformes; Siluridae
Gene: cdc27
Product: cell division cycle 27
Exons: 19
Coding region: 180-2735 (851 amino acids)
Biological process (GO): cell division
Molecular function (GO): protein binding
Source: RefSeq, a predicted model, not a curated record
GUUUCCGGAUAACUUCGGGGCGCCGAUAACGGUCAGUGUGUUCAAAUCUUUGAUGCUAGCUCCAGUUUGUUAGCUACUUCUGGCCUGUAAGUGAGGAAAGAGAGGAAAGAGGAGAAGCCGAAGGGGAGAGCGCGCGCGAGCGAGAGUGAGGAAGGGGAAGGAAGGAGCCUGGGUCCGGAAUGACGGUGUUACAGGAACCUGUCCAGGCCGCUGUCUGGCACGCUUUAAACCACUAUGCCUAUCGAGACGCUGUGUUUCUGGCUGAGAGGCUCUACGCUGAAGUGCACUCCGAGGAGGCGCUCUUCCUCCUGGCCACGUGUUACUACCGCUCGGGAAAAGCCUACAAAGCCUAUCACCUCCUCAAAGGGCACAGCUGCACCACGCCACAGUGCAAAUACCUCCUCGCUAAAUGUUGUGUGGAGCUCAGCAAGCUGGCUGAGGGCGAGCAGAUCCUCACAGGUGGCGUGUUGAACAAGCAGAAGAGCCAGGAUGACAUUGUCACAGAGUUUGGCGACUCCUCCUGUUUCACACUGGCGCUGCUCGGACAAAUCUACUGCAAAACCGAUCGCUUAGCGAAAGGAGCCGAAUGUUAUCAAAAGAGCAUGAGUGAGAAUCCUUUCCUCUGGUCACCCUUCGAGUCUCUGUGUCAGAUCGGUGAACGACCAGACCCCGAGCAAAUCUUCAAGCUCACAUCUCUGCAAAGCUUCAGUGGAGGCAGCGGAGGAGGUGCCCCGUCUUUCCCCAUGAGCCCCGCUCACACUCCCAGCCAUAACACGACUCACAGGCAAAUCGACUCUGUCCUCAUGGAGACGCCCCAGGACACGCUGGAACUGAACCGGCUUAAUCUGGAGUCGUCCAACUCGAAGUACUCGUCUCUAAACACAGACUCGUCCAUGUCCUACAUCGACUCGUCCGUUAUUUCGCCCGAUUCUGCCCCUCUGGGCACGGGCGGGUCCCUGCUGUCCUCCAAACAGGUGCAGAACAAACCCAAGAGCGGCCGCUGUCUGCUGGGAGGCACCACCACGCUGAGCCCUUUCACACCCAGGAGAAUAAAGUUCGUACAAUCUCACGUUUCUUCUCACGUUACGUCCAGUUUCGGCAUCUUGCCCCUGGAGCCGAGUCCAGGAGACCCCUCGUAUUUGCAGAACUACAGUCACAGUGGGACGGGUAUGGAGCCACCUCCUCCACCUGGUCCCCCAAAGAAGACGGUCAGCAGAAUCGGUCAGGUGGGGACGAAGUCGGUGUUCGCACAGAGCGGAAACAGUCGCGAGGUUAUUCCUAAUCCGUUCAACCAGACGCAGACGACGGCACCACAGACCAGUACUACACCUCAAGUGCUGAGUCCCACCAUCGCCGCUCCACCCAACGUCCAGCCUCGACGGAGCUCAAGGCUUUUCACCAGCGCCAGCUCCACCGCCAAGGAGAACAGUAAGAAGUUAAAAAUGAAGUUUCCCACCAAGAUUCCCAACCGGAAGACCAAGACAAAAACGGGAAAAGGAGGAAUCACCCCGUCCAGUCUGAACGAGAGCAUCGAGAUCCUGAAGCUGGACUCAUCCUUAGUCGAAGGGAAGGGCAACAUCAGCGCGCCGCAGUUUCAAGCCUUCACUCUGCAGAAAGCCGCCGCAGACGGGUUGAUGUCGUUGAUGCGGGACAUCGGGCGAGGUUACUUGGCGCUGUGCUCGUAUAACUGCAGGGAGGCCAUCAGCAUCCUCAGCCAGCUGCCUGCGCACCACUACAACACCGGCUGGGUGCUGGGGCAGAUCGGCCGCGCCCACUUCGAGCUGGCAGAGUACAUGCAGGCGGAGAGGAUUUUCUCCGAAGUGCGGCGCAUCGAGAGCUACCGGGUGGAAGGGAUGGAGAUCUACUCUACUACACUAUGGCACUUACAGAAAGAUGUAGCCCUCUCUGCACUCUCUAAAGACCUCACCGACAUGGACAAGAACUCGCCCGAGCCCUGGUGCGUAGCUGGGAACUGUUUCAGUCUUCAGCGCGAGCACGACAUCGCCAUCAAGUUCUUCACGCGGGCCAUCCAGGUGGACCCGAGUUUCGCCUACGCCUACACGCUGCUGGGUCACGAGCUGGUGCUCACAGAGGAGCUGGAGAAGGCGCUGGGCUGCUUCCGUAACGCCAUCCGCCUCAACAAGCGCCACUACAACGCCUGGUACGGUCUGGGGAUGAUCUACUACAAGCAGGAGAAGUUUAACCUGGCUGAGAUUCAUUUCAAGAAGGCUUUAAGCAUUAACCCACAGAGCUCCGUACUCCUCUGUCACAUCGGAGUGGUUCAACAUGCACUGAAAAAAUCAGACCACGCAUUAGAGACCCUGAACAGAGCAAUCAGCAUCGACCCUAAGAACCCACUAUGCAAAUUCCACAGGGCGUCCAUCCUCUUCGCGAAUGAAAAAUACAAGGCUGCUUUACAGGAGCUGGAGGAGCUGAAACAGAUCGUGCCCAAAGAGUCACUUGUUUACUUUUUAAUAGGAAAGGUGUAUAAGAAGCUCGGUCAGACUCACCUGGCGCUGAUGAACUUUUCAUGGGCCAUGGACCUGGACCCCAAAGGAGCCAACAAUCAGAUCAAAGAGGCCAUAGAUAAGCGUUACCUUCCCGACGACGAGGAGCCCGUCACCCCUGACGAUUAUCUCUACUACUCCACGGAGAUGGAGGAGUCGCAGGAGAGCAGCAUGACGGAUGCAGACGACACACAACUCCACACCACGGAGAGCGACGAGGUCCUGUAACCCUCCGCCCCUCCUCCUCUCUGAACUCCAACACCGGAAAUAAUUAUGCCAACCUGGGUCUGACCCAGUCCAUACGGAGCAGAGAGAACAUAAACACCCAGGAAAAAAAAAAAAGACACGAGCGAGAGGAAGAAGGAGAAUAAAAAAAGGAAAAACAAACUGCUGCUAAUACAGUACCUCCUCAUUUCUGUAUUUUUUUUUAUUAUUCCUGUUUUACUGUGCUUUUUUUUUUUCCCCUCAUUUUUUUAAACUUAAUUUUUCUCCAGUUCCUGUCGUUAUGCCUUAUCGCUGGGUGAAUCCUCCUCAUCAUCAUCUGAUCUUCAUCCACGUAUUAACAUGGGGGGGGAUUUUACUGUAAAAGAAUACAAAAUAAACAUCCUCCGUUCGCACUGCAGAGAUUCCCAUCUGCAUCUCCAUCCCAACUUCAUCCCAUCUUCAUCCCCAUCUCAUCUCCAGGACAUGGAAAGAAAGCAAACCACAGUUCAUGGGAAAAGUUCUGUCUUAAUGCCUAGGCCUUUUUUGUGUUCCUUUUAUUCUCAUUUAAUCGAAAUAAAGACCUGUGUAAGAGUUCUGUCAA